Harmonia axyridis is the source of this 1104-nucleotide messenger RNA. RefSeq lists its product as uncharacterized. The record is from RefSeq and is a predicted model, not a curated record. The transcript is spliced from 3 exons. Lineage: Eukaryota; Metazoa; Arthropoda; Insecta; Coleoptera; Coccinellidae. The coding region runs from base 463 to 1104 and encodes 213 amino acids.
GCAUAGAAUAAGGCAUUCCAAUGACCUGUCAAAUAUGGCGGCUGUAGGCCAAUGUUUAUAAACAUUGUUUUGUUGUCAUUGAGUUUUCAUAUUGUUCUGUUAUAAGUUGAUCUUAAAGUUGUGAGAUUUUUGUUUUCGUGACUGCAUCAAAUGAUUUUUAUAUUGUUUAGAGCUUAUUAGUGGUAUUCUCACGAAAAAAUGCCUUGUAGUUGAUUGUAGAAGUCGUUUCAACAGGGAUGAUGUAAAAUUCUUUUCAGUGCCUGCGGUUUUAAGCCACAGGUUUCUUACGGAUAAAAACGAAUUGUCUGAAAGGCGUAGGGCACUAUGGAUAGCAGCAAUUAAGAGGGACGAUCUUACUGAAUCGAAACUAAAGAAUCAGAGAGUCUGCAGUAAACAUUUUUAACUUGAAAACCUGCUGCUUUGGAAGAUGAAAAUCAUCCGGAUUGGGUUCCAUCACAGAAAAUGGGGCACAAAUCUCAUAGGAAACAGGCUGAUGUUGAGAGGAAAGGAAGAUUUGAUAAACAGAGGAAAUUGAGCAUUGAACACGCAGAUAUUGAUGUCGAACUUAAUUCAGAGGCCCCAGACCAUGGUAGUAACUUCGAUACUGGGGUUGCAUCUCAGACGGACAUUACUAUGGAAGAAUUAACUUUAAAAUUCGACCAAUUGAGUUUUGCCUCAAAAACGAUAGAAAGACUUGAAAAAAAAAUUGACACAUCGCCAUUUGGUCUCAGAGACGAUCCUAGUAAUGAUAUCAAAUGGAUUUACUAUACAGGUUUUUCGUAUACUUUUGUAGAAGGUAUAUUAUAUAAGAUUAUAGAAGAUGAUAUUCCCACAACAAGUAUUACUGCUCUCAGUUCUUUCAAUCUGUUAAUAUUAACUCUAAUUAAGUUAAGAUUAAAUUUACAUUUUCGAGACUUAGCCUUUCAUUUUAAAAUUUCCCGAUCAACUGCUUCAACAUAUUUUGAAAAGGUCAUAGAUAUUCUCCAUAAAACAUUACAGCAGUUAAUAAUAUGGCCUGAGCGUUCAGUGGCCUCCAAAAAUAUACCAUCUUGUUUCCAAGAAGCAUUUCAAGAUAAAACAACCAUCAUUUUAGAUUGUUUUUAA